AUGUCAAAUUUAGAAGAACUUGAUUUAGAUCUCACGAUCUGUGUUAAAGAAACAUUUAUUGAUGGACAUAAUUUGACGAAAAAUAUUCUUAAUCAUAUGUCACAAUUAAAACAAUUUACAUUUGAUAUUCGUUCUCGUAAAUGUAUUUAUAAUGAAAUGAAUUUACCAUCGAAAGAAGACAUUCAACGAACAUUUGAUGAUUUUCUAUAUACGAAAACAAUAUCUUGUCUUGAUUAUUUUCUAAACAAUAAAGAGGGUCUAUGUCAUAUUUAUUCAUAUCCAUUUUUAAUGAAACAUUAUGAAGAUGUAACAAAUAAUUUUCCAGGUGGAUUAUAUCGAUAUGUUUGUAAAGUAUCAUUAUAUGAUGAAUAUCCUUUUGAACAUGAAUUUUUUAUUCGAAUUGCUCAAUCAUUUCCUUUUAUGAAAAAAUUAUCUAUUGAUAAUAGUUAUGCACAAAAUUAUAAACAAUCUUAUAAAUUAAUGAAUGAUAAUCAGAAUUUAUCAAUUGUUAAAUAUAAUUAUCUUAUUGAACUUCGUAUAUAUCAUCUAGCUCAUGAUGAUUAUAUUGAAGAAUUUCUAUGUAAUACGAAAACAUAUUUUCAAAAUAAUAUUCUUCUUGAUGUCGAUUAUAAAGCAUUACAAAAAGUAACACAUCAUUAUACAAGAGAUGAUACACGAAGUAAUUGUACCAAAGUAAAUGAACUAUCUUUAUUUGGAAAAUUCGAAUAUUCGAAAUCUUUAAAAGAUAAAUAUUUAAAAGAUUAUUUUUCUUUUGCAACAAUAAUAGAUUGA
Molecule: messenger RNA, 792 nt
Organism: Rotaria sordida
Lineage: Eukaryota; Metazoa; Rotifera; Eurotatoria; Philodinida; Philodinidae
Source: the annotation of a GenBank genome assembly